Molecule: messenger RNA, 582 nt
Organism: Schizophyllum commune H4-8
Lineage: Eukaryota; Fungi; Basidiomycota; Agaricomycetes; Agaricales; Schizophyllaceae
Exons: 4
Source: RefSeq, a predicted model, not a curated record
GACCCGAGAUCAAAGGCACACGUAGGGCAGGCCAUUGACAUCAUGAAGCAGCUACCUCUUGAGAGCGGGCCAGGAUGGAGUUGGGUAACUCGCUUCGUGUCCGCUGCUGUGGCGCCGAACGGCAAAGGGAUUCUUUUCACCGCGGAUUCGCUGCUCGUUCACGCGGAUGUUGAAGCCUAUGCUAAACUACGCUGCACUUUGUAUCGCGCUGGCGUUGACCUUCCCCACGCGCAAAUUCAGGGCUCCGAAUCUGGCGUCGAUAUUCUAUCACUGGCGAAGGCCCCGACCGCACCACAUCGGGACCCUGACUACACCAUCGCAGACGAGCCCUUGGCUGUGCAGGUGCUCCUACACCGCCUUCUAUACGAUAUCUCGCAGAUCGAUACCCGCCAAGACGACGCGACCGACUUCGGGGGGCCCAUGGCUGAUGGGAUGUCGACGUUUGCGCUUGGAUCUGCUGCACGGGCUAUCGUCGACACCGUAGCGGAGGAAGACCAGCGUGCAUUGACAUUCUUUCGCGCGCAUAUCGAGUCCAAGAUACAUGCCGAGGAUCAGCUAGAGACCAGGCUAUGGCUGACCGGA